Molecule: messenger RNA, 1476 nt
Organism: Scomber scombrus (Atlantic mackerel)
Lineage: Eukaryota; Metazoa; Chordata; Actinopteri; Scombriformes; Scombridae
Product: F-box only protein 39-like
Exons: 6
Coding region: 1-1476 (491 amino acids)
Biological process (GO): SCF-dependent proteasomal ubiquitin-dependent protein catabolic process; positive regulation of protein ubiquitination
Cellular component (GO): SCF ubiquitin ligase complex
Molecular function (GO): protein binding
Source: RefSeq, a predicted model, not a curated record
AUGGAUAGCAACAGUGCACUGCGAGAUGAAAGCAUAUUGGAGGAAAGUUUUGUUGGAGAAGAUGAUGACAGUGAGGAAGAGACAGGAGAUGACGACUCAGAUCUCACUGAUGAAGGUGGUGAGAGUAGCUCAGAGAAGAAGACAAGCGGUUGGGGGUUACUUCCUCAUGUUUGCUUGCGACAUGUGUUCAACUUCCUUUCUGACCGUGACCGCAUGAGAGCACACGUGGUCUGUCAUCACUGGCACAAAGUCAUGCGCUCACCUUCUCUCUGGCGCUUCCGCUACUUCCACUUCAGUGGUCGCUUGUCCAAAUUGAGGCUGUCUGAAUAUUCCUCUGCUGUGGCCUAUGCCCGCUCCUUGGGAGUUUACUUGGAGAGGCUGGAGGUGUGUGUGUGUCCUCCACGCAGGUCUCUGGCUGCCCAGCGAGUGGAGCAGGCCAUCUGUGGGCUGUUUUCAGAGCUUACUAGGUUGAAGGCCCCAUUAAAAUCCCUCUCCAUCAUAAGGUUGGAGUUGGACCGGAAUUGCUGGACUUUAGCACUCAGGAACUCUUUGGUAAACUGCCUGACUCAAUUCCUCCAAAGAGCCUUGAGGCUCACAACUAUUAAUCUGAACUGGAUGCGAAACUCCAUGCAACAGGGAAUCGAGCUGCUUUCUGCCCUGUCACAAUCUCAGAGGCGCUUUCCUCCCACCCGGUGCUAUAUCUCAUCUUUGCAUUUAGAGGGAUUCUUCUCUAGUUCAGUACAUGUCCACCUCAACUCUAACGUCCCCAGCAUCAUGCACCACCUGCGAGGCCUCACUGACCUGAGCCUGAGUUACUCCUCUGUGUCAGAUGAGCUGCUUGUGGCCCUCCAGCACAGAAACCGAGGAGGGAGGCAGAACCCCAGUAGAGACAGGAUCACCUUGCAAACGUUUUCACUGAACUGCUCUAUAAAUGAGCCCCAUCGACAACCGGUAUGUGGUAGCUCAUGGGCAACUUUGGCAUCAAGCUCCCCUGACCUGCAAGUAAAAAUCACAGUGCAUCAAAUCAUCAACACUGACCGGCUCGCGAGGAUACUUCUGCCUGAGAUUCCCAUGACAGAUUUCACCAUGAUAGCCUUCUACGCCCCCGAUGAAGGCUGGACAGCCAGGCCAAUACUCUGUGACAUCCUGCCUCACUACCGCUGCAGCCUGCAGAAUCUAACUCUGGACCUGAGCAACUGCAGCGAGCGGUUAGAUGUGGAACUUGUGGAGCUGGUGAAGAUGUGCGAACGCCUGGAGCAGUUGGGAGUCUGGGCUUUCUUGGAGGUCGUCACUGUAGAAAAGCUGCUGCACAUCCGACUGACAAAAAGGAGAUUACUCAAUAAGAUCAGAGUGAGAAUCUACUCGAACAGUGACAGCACCGUAGAGCAGGAGGACCAGCUGGAGCAAUUAAUGUCGUCCUACGUGCGGCUCCCUCCUGAACUGGAAUUCUUUGCCAUAAUCUACCCCUAUGUUUAA